Eleginops maclovinus (Patagonian blennie) is the source of this 2604-nucleotide messenger RNA. Its product is annotated as protein phosphatase 1, regulatory subunit 15B. Gene Ontology annotation, biological process: response to endoplasmic reticulum stress. NCBI's taxonomy places the organism in Eukaryota, Metazoa, Chordata, Actinopteri, Perciformes, Eleginopidae. Gene Ontology annotation, cellular component: protein phosphatase type 1 complex; endoplasmic reticulum. The transcript is spliced from 3 exons. The record is from RefSeq and is a predicted model, not a curated record. Gene Ontology annotation, molecular function: protein phosphatase regulator activity. The coding region runs from base 217 to 1917 and encodes 566 amino acids.
GCAAUCCGUAGACAUUCAACUCUACUACAACAACGAAGACAGAACAAAACAUGGAGAAAAUACCUGAGAGUAUUUGACGAAGGAAAGCAACAAAAAAAAAAAUGGCACAUAAUUACCGGAAGAUGAAGCGACAGCAUAUCGACGCAUACCUGUCACUGACAACUACGCAAAAUCUGUUGGUUUUUGACGAGGAGUACCAAAAUACGUGAGGAUUUUAUGUCAACAUCAACCGUCAUGAUUAAAGAAGAAGUCAAAAUGGCUACGACGGUUGGUUCGGAGAGGGGUUCUGAAAGGGCAGCGAUGGAGAGGUUCGGCUGUGGAGGGAUGGCGCUUCUGCCUUGGACUAAACAGCUACUCACCGUGAUGUGGGAACAGCUUCGACUUCUGGUUCAGGUCAUAUACUACACCUUCAUGUCAGUUUUCCAGAUGUUCAGGUUUGAGGUUCACCUUAGAAUCACAGACGAGACGGGUCAACACAUCCAGCACAUGACCACGGCUGCAAACCCCACAGAGUCCUUCCUGUUCUCCUCUCUGUUUGACGGAGAUAACGGAGUGAUCGUUGGAGGUUCGAAUCCCCUCUCUAACUUCUGCGCUGACGGUGGCGACUCCUUUGCUGGGAAAUCCACUGCCGAGGCCCUGCUGUCCACCCUGCGCGCUGACGACCUAUGCUGCGGACUGGUGGACGAUUUUGUGUCUGGCAAAGAAGACGGCAUCUUUCUGGGACACCAAUCCAGCUGGACCAUGGGCUUCCCCAGCGACUGGAAGAUCUUUGUAUCAAGUAGCGACAGCUCCAACGACGGCUGCCACAAAAGUAGCGAGAAAGUCCACAAAAGGGACUCUUCAGAAGAGGAGAAAAGUUUCCAUUGGAGCAGCGAAGAAGACCAGAACAUAGUGGAAUUUGACAGUGAGGAAAGUAAAGCGCUUUGGGAGUCUCUGUCAAAAUCUAGUGAUCCUUACAACCCCUUCUUUUUCUCUGCGAGCAUUUCAACAAACACAAACAUGGGCAGAAUUGAAGGCAAAGCGACGGACAGUGACGCUGACCUCGUGUCAGUGAGCAAGUCCAGCGAGGAGAUGCUGGGGCCUCAAGGCCUCAACAUCUGGGUCAGUCGUUCUGACAGCGAGAGCAGCUGGAGCAGCUGGGCCAGUUCCGACAGUUCCAGUCCCAGCAUCGAUGAAGAGAACGAAAGGCUCUUGGAGUUCUUCAGCAGUCCCAAUGACCCCUACAAUCCCAUGUGCUUCUCUGCAUCCACAUUCAGCAGCAAAUCCCCUCCAACCAGCGCAGUCUCCAAACAACAGGCCUCACCUCCUGCUCCGCCCUCCAAGUCGGAUACAGACACCGAGGAAAUAGAGAGUGGCUUCCCUCCCUCCUCAGAGGACGACGAAGAUCAGCUGUGGAAAUCUCUUUGCCAAAAGGACGACCCGUACCACCCUCUAAACUUCAAGGCCUGCCUCCAGAGCUCCCCGACAUCACCUCGGUUUGAAGAUUCACAUCCCCUCGAAGUUCACCACACAACAAAACAAUCAAUCAAGAAAAAUAAAUGUGAAAACACACCUCGAAAACCCAGAGCCAGCAAGCCCUCACUGCCGGAGAGGAAGAUAAAGCAUCACUCCCAUCCAGAGCAGACCGUGGUGCCCUGGAAGAAACCCGGACAAACACCUCAGACACCGCCAGAGAAGAAGGAGGAGAGCAGCAGCACCCAGAAAAAGGUGCGAUUUUCUCCUCUGGUCCAAGUCCAUGUCAUGCGCACCUGGCCGUUUGCUCGCCAGGCAUCUCGCAAAGGACACUGGGAAGAAAUGGUGCGAGAUCGGGACCGCUUCCGGAGGCGGGUCCAGGAAACGGAGCAGGCCAUCGGAUACUGCCUCACCCAGCAACACAGAGAGAAGUUGCGGGCGUAUCGGGACGGUGCCUUGAAAUAAAGUCCUGAACACUGAAUGUUUUAUUUCCUUUUCGGAUGAGAACUUGUGAUUGGUUGCAAUGCAACAGUGAUUUUGAUUUUAGGCCAAUUAGGAAAAUUUGAUGUUAGGCCAACUUCAAUGUUCGGUGUCGAGUUGAACAACCUUGUACCUCAGAAGGUUUUUUACAUUUGUGACUGUUGCACUGACACUUUCUCAUAUUAAGCUCAGCAUUAACGUGUGGAAUGUUGUUUUUGUAUGCCUUAUAUACUGACCUAGUAAUGUAACUUAUUUAUGCCCUAUGGAGCUUGUUGUUCAUUUUUUACAGUUGGUUUUUUCUGUUUGUGUUUUGUAUGUUAAAAAAAGUACAGUGGUGAAUCUAGACGCUAUAAGUAGGUGAUGGUAUCGUAAGAGAGCAGAGUUUGACAGUACAAAGUGUUUUGUUUAAGCAUGAUGAUUAGUAAUGAAGUUUGGUAUGAUUCCUGUGUUAUUGUUGGAAUAUUUUCAGUUUUCUUGUUUGAUGGCACAUAGCACUGAGUGGAGAUUUCUAUGUUUGUUGUUAUAUUCACUUGAAAUAUACAAACACUUCCUUUGUGACUCACUCAGCUUCUCAUGGUAACAUCAUGCGAUCCGAAAUAUGUCACAAAAAUCGUCUGUAGCAGAUCUGUCGGUUGGUGCUUUGCCAAAAUAAUAAAAAUGUGUUACCCUGUA